Triticum dicoccoides is the source of this 3156-nucleotide messenger RNA. Its product is annotated as increased DNA methylation 1-like. The coding region runs from base 770 to 2878 and encodes 702 amino acids. Gene Ontology annotation, biological process: negative regulation of DNA-templated transcription; regulation of transcription by RNA polymerase II. Gene Ontology annotation, cellular component: nucleus. The transcript is spliced from 10 exons. NCBI's taxonomy places the organism in Eukaryota, Viridiplantae, Streptophyta, Magnoliopsida, Poales, Poaceae. Gene Ontology annotation, molecular function: acyltransferase activity, transferring groups other than amino-acyl groups; transcription corepressor activity. The record is from RefSeq and is a predicted model, not a curated record.
UUGCCCUUCCCGAAAUCCCUCCUCCUGAGCCGCGCCAGUUCUGCCGCUCCGCCGACGAGAAAUGCCGCUCGCCGCCGCCCAGAUCGACCACCUCCGCGCCCUCGUCGCCCGCCGCGCGCGGCACCUCGCCCGCGUCCGCACCUACCAGCUGACCUGCCUCCCUCCGCCUCGUUGUCCGGCUCCCCGACAGCGACGAGGACGACGAUUACUAUCCGGAGCUCCGCUGCUACGACGAGGAGCACCACUAUGAGGACGGGCAGGAGGGGAGCGAGGAGGGUGUCGUGGCGUGGAUCUGGAGCGCCGGAUCUGCCUCCUCGACAACGAACGAGCUAGGGAUGUAGGUCAAUCGUCCCUGGAGGAAGAGAAUGCUCCCACCUGUAUGCAGAUGAGGCAUUAUUGCUGGACUUGGCCGGGCAGGAAACAAGCGGAUUUUGUGCUGACAAGGAGUUACAUGAGGAGACUCUGAAAAAAAUGCAGACGAGGCCUUGCUGGACUCGCCAAGGCUUUCUCCAAGGCCGUGUAGGUUAAGGAAAGGAGGGCAGGUUUGUAGGGGGUUAACAAGCAAGAGAAGUUAGUCAAAGUCAGGCUUCAGUUAAGACUGAUCUAGAACCGGUUGAACAAUGCCAACAGUGCAUAGUUGUAUGUCAUCUAGGGCUGUCUCAAUUUCAUAUCACCCGGAGUUGUCUAAUGUCUCUGAAUAUGCUGAUCUCCGGAGGCUGAGUCGCGGGAGGUGCCCAACAAGAACGCGCGUGACUGUCGAGUUGGAGCCAUGAGGGAGGAGAAAGGGGAUCGACUGUCCAAGCAUUGCGGCUCACGCAUGACCCCUGUGGCGGGGCGGGGUUCUUCUUUCCGGCCAUUGUCGAUGCAGAGCAAUGGGAGAACGCCGCCACUGUUCUCCCCCAGGAGUGGCCGUGGGAUGCCACCACCUGUUGUUUAUUCCCGGAAACAGGGGGCUAGCGCCGAUGGCGGGCCUUCUGCCGUACAGAGAGACGGCGGCGGCAACCACCUUCCCAGCGGCACUGACGUUGGCCAUGGCCAACCAGUGAGCGAGAGGCCGCUUCAGAUCGUUCCUGCUAACACCAGAGCUGGGAAGGGCAAGAACGUGCCACCGGCCGGUGGCAACGGCGGCACUGCCGUGCCUGUAAAUGGCCGCGUACGGAAGACACGCGCGCCCAAGGGGAGCAGCACUCUAGCGGAAUCCAGGAAGGUGCCCGGCAAGAAAUCUGACGCUGGGGAACCGGCGAGCAUGCACCAUGGCGCCCAAGGCAACGACCAGCUGAAGACUGUCUCGGCUCCAAGCAACAGCAGGAAGAAGAAGAGCACGGCCUCUGCCUCGGUCGUGCCAUCGAGCCGGAGGCCUAGCAGGAAUAACAGUAGCACGUCCGGCACCGCGGCGGCCGGAGCCAAGAAGCACACCAUCCUGACAUGGCUGAUCGACUCCGGUGUGCUCAGAGAGAACGAGAAGGUCUCGUACGUGGACAGCACCAGCUUCGCCGCGAAGGCCUCUGGCGCGGUGACUAGGGCCGGCAUCCAGUGCACCUGCUGCAACACCGCGAUGGCGCCCCCGACCUUCUCGUCCCACGCCGGCUCCGAGGACUCGGCACUGUGGGAGAGGCUCCUGCUAAAGUCCGGCAAGUCGUUGCUGGAGUGCGUGCGGGAGGCGUGGCAGGGGGAGGACCUGAGGACCUUACACGCCAAGCAGAAGGCACGGGCUGCGCUGGAGAAAGAACGGGAGAGGAGCACACAGGAGAAGAAGCAUGCUCUGCUGCUCGCCAAGCAGAGCAGGAAGGAACGAGCCCUCCCCCUCGACGGGACCAACUAUGGCGGGGACGACGACCGGAGCGACGACGCAUGCGGUGUGUGCGCAGACGGCGGACAGCUGCUGUGCUGCGACAGCUGCCCAUCCACCUUCCACCCGGAGUGCCUUGCCGUGCAGGUCCCUGAGGACUCCUGGGUCUGCCACUACUGCCGCUGCUUCCUGUGCUCCGCCGAUGAUGAUGGCCAUUGCGGCCUCUCCAAGUGCAACCAGUGCACCCGCAAGUAUCACCACCACUGCCGCGCGUCCCUGUUGGACGGGCACGAGAUCGCCCCCUACUGCAGCAAAGCCUGCAACAAGAUAGCAGUGAAUCUGUCAAACAUGGUGGGAGCCACGACCAGCAUCGGCGAGGAAGGCCACUCAUGGUCCCUGUUAAAGAUCCAGCGGGGCUCCAUGACGUCAGACUCCGCCGCCCUGCUGGAGUGCAAUGCGAAGCUGGCAGUGGCGUUUGGCGUGCUGGAUGAGUGCUUCAACCCUGUGAAGGACCGGCUGACCGGCAUUGACAUGAUUCGCCAGGCCGUCUACAGCCUCGAAUCGGACUUCAAGCGGCUGAGCUAUGAAGGUUUCUACACCAUAGUUCUGCAGAAGGACACGGAGAUCAUAUCGGUAGCCUUGCUCAGGUUCCAUGGCGCCAAGCUGGCGGAGAUGCCGUUCGCGUGCACACUGCCGCAGUACCAUAGACAAGGGAUGAUGCGCCACCUCGUCAAUGCCAUCGACAAGGUGCUAGAAUCGGUGCAGGUGGAGAAUUUGGUGAUCUCGGCGGUGGCCGAGGUAGAGGACACAUGGAAGAAGCUUGGCUUCGUUACCGUAGAGCCGCAGCUGAGAGAUGAGGCCAAGAGGCUCAGCAUGGUCACCAUUCCCGGCACCAUCCUACUCCAGAAGCCCACCGCCAAGCAGGACGUGUUGCGGAUAACCGAGGACGAGCAGGCGUUCCUGGAGAUGAGCUGGCCGCGCUGCAGCUUCGUCGACCUCUUGACUGGGAUCGCGUUCCCAUGGCCGCCAUAUGCUGACCCCGUGGCCGCUGCGGUGAGGGGAGCGGGCGGCGGCGGUGGCGAGGCGUAACUACGCCGUGGCCUCAUGCAGCACCUCGCCGUGAACAAAUGAUCAUGACUCCAUUUUUCUGAAGAAUUUGUUGUGUUUCUUUAUUUGACAAUUGAAGUUAGUUUACAUACCGUUUGUUUUAAAAAGUCAGAAGAAUGGACCGAUAACUUUGAAGUUUUAACAUUUGGAGUUUAUUUACAUAUCUUAGACAUGGUUCGGGAAUAUUUGAGCUUAUGUUUAUGUUAUCAUGAGAUCUAUAAGUUUUUGGAUGACAAGGAAUCGUAUAUUUCUGUUGUUGA